Molecule: messenger RNA, 795 nt
Organism: Talaromyces rugulosus
Lineage: Eukaryota; Fungi; Ascomycota; Eurotiomycetes; Eurotiales; Trichocomaceae
Exons: 1
Coding region: 1-795 (264 amino acids)
Molecular function (GO): protein binding
Source: RefSeq, a predicted model, not a curated record
AUGCAUGUCCCAAAUCAAGAAGGAUACAGUCCCCUGUCAUGGGCUUUCCAGGCUGGCGACGAGGCUAUGAUUCGGCUUCUUUUAGAAAAUGGCGCAAACCCCAACGAACCCAUCAAUGAUAUCAAACCAUAUAUAGAUUUGCCCAUAGCUGAUGAAACAUUUGGUUCUCCCCAGGUACCCUUGUUUCUAGCUGCCAGGGGAGGGCAUGAGAAUAUUGUUAAGUUUCUUUUGAAAAAUGGGGCUGAUAUAAACCAUUUCAAAUAUGUGCCCGACACAAGUACCGAUAUUGACAAUCUAGUCUGUCCAUUAUCAUUAGCCGCAACAAAAGGAUACCACGGUAUUGUCGAGGUGUUCCUGGAUAGCGGAACAAAUAUUUUCUUAUGUCAUAUCGGCCUUCGCGAAGCCAUGAAGUCUGGCAGGCCUUCAAUUGUUUCGCUUAUCAUGCAUAAGGGGAUUCGAAGUAAUUGGCUCAUCGCGGACCAUGGAGAGUCAUUGUUAUUCCAUGCAGCAUCUACUGGAUAUAUUGAUGUGGUAAGGAUAUUACUGGAUAAAGGCGUCAACCCAAAUUCCAGUGUUAUGCAAAAGCCUACUCCAUUGUGUUGCGCUGCAAAACGCGGGCAUUUGGCAGUUGCUCUACUCCUGCUGUCAAGGAAUGCCGACCCAAAUAUUGCCUCACCUUUAUUUUGCGCAAUUGUAAAUGACCAAGUGGCGAUGGCUAAACUUUACUGCAACACGGCGCCGUGCUGGAUGUUCUCAACGAAGGUCCUGGUCUUCUUUUGCAGAUGGCCACAAUAG